Messenger RNA from Penicillium cataractarum, 1074 nucleotides. RefSeq lists its product as uncharacterized. Gene Ontology annotation, biological process: mitochondrial tRNA 3'-end processing. The coding region runs from base 1 to 1074 and encodes 357 amino acids. Gene Ontology annotation, molecular function: 3'-tRNA processing endoribonuclease activity. The record is from RefSeq and is a predicted model, not a curated record. NCBI's taxonomy places the organism in Eukaryota, Fungi, Ascomycota, Eurotiomycetes, Eurotiales, Aspergillaceae. The transcript has a single exon. Gene Ontology annotation, cellular component: mitochondrion.
AUGAAGGCCUGGUUCGAGAUUAUCACAACCCCGACGGCCGAUACCCCCGGCACGGUCGUCGGCCUCCACUAUCCGGACAAGCGUUACUUGUUCGGUCAACUUGCAGAGGGUACACAGCGUGCGUGUACGGAGAGAUCUCAUAAGCUUGCUUCCAUUGCCGAUAUCUUCGUGACGGGUCGGACAGAAUGGGCCAAUACCGGAGGCAUGAUUGGUGUCAUCUUGACCCAAGCAGAUGCGUUGAAGUCUUCGAAUGAUGCGUUGGAGGAAGAGAAUAAGAAAAAGGCAGAGCGCAAGGCUGCAGGCAUGCAGGCCAAAAAUAAGAACAAACCCUCUGAUGGAACGGGUGAUAUGAGGAAACAGAAUGUGACUGUCCACGGAGCUACGAAUCUGAUGCACACGAUGGCUACGGCUCGGCGAUUUGUUUUCCGCACGGGCAUGCCUAUCUAUAUGAAAGAGUACGACUCGGCGACCAUUGCGAAGCAGAUUUCUUUCGACAAGGAGGAUCCCUUCGAGACACCCACUUUCAUUGAUACCAACAUCAAAGUUUGGGCACUUCCCCUCAAGCCUCAGCCGACUGAUGCUCAGAGAAUGACUCGCUCGCAAAGCCCGCGCAAGCGAAGCCUGGAUGAGUUCCAGGAGACCGACCAGCAGUUGGACGAGACUGCGCAAAAUCAGAUGCUGAGACAGUCUAUCGUUUCGGACAUGUUCGAUUCUGACUGGAAAAUGGAUGCGCUCAUUGAAACCCCCUUGGCGGAGGUGAAAAUGCCUGCAGCUCUCUUUGUACGCAACGCGGAGACCAAGGACAUUGAGCCAUACAAGGGUCCUCUCCCUGGUGACGACAACCCUUUGCCUGAUAUCAAGGUACUUGUCCGGAAGCCUUGGCCUGGUGCUACGGUCACGUCUCUGCCACCCACUACGCCUUCCAAGGAGGCCGUCUCUUACAUUAUUCGGAGUCACGAUAUCAGAGGCAAGUUUGAGACUGCUACGGCCAAGAGUCUGGGUGUUCCCCCAGGCCCGGACUUUGCUCGCCUGGCCAGGGAGAGACCAUUCAGACGCCAGAAGGCAAGACGGUGA